ACACUCCGAGAAGCAGACCAUGGAGGCUGACUUCCAGGUGUGCAAGAACUGCAAGAGAAAUGUGGCCUCUCUCCAUUUCACCCUCCACGAGGCCCACUGCCUGCGCUUCCUGGUCCUUUGCCCGGAAUGUGAGGAGCCCAUCCCACAGGCAAAGAUGAAGGAACAUGUAGAAGCUGUGCACCAGAAGGGAGUUAGGCCUGUGUCCUCCACCUUCCCAGAGUCCAAGGAAAGCCAACAGCGCCCUGCGAAGUGCACGUUCUGUGAGCUUGCCGUGCACCUUAAUAAUCUGGAUGUCCACGAGUCCCACUGUGGCAGCCAGACGGAGCGCUGUCCACAUUGCAACCAGCCCAUCACACGCCGAGCGAUGGCCCAGCACAAAGAUGCGUGUCUGAGUGCAAAAGGCAGGCCCGAAGAAGGGAAGAGAAUUGUAUCUCCCGGAAGAAAAAAACACUGUGAUCACUGCAAACAAAUGAUUCCAGAAAAUCAGUAUGUCUCCCAUAUGAAACAAUGUGUGGCCUCAGGAACUGUGAUAUAUCUUCGGAAUGGGAAACCAAUAAUCGUUCCUUCAUUCCUUGCAAAUAUGAGGAAUGAAAAGCAAGCAUCCACAGUGAGGAAAGAUGUUCGUCCUAAGACAAAAAAUAGCAGUUCAACAAAACAAGAGACAAAGGAUCAAAAUGGCCCUGUAGGUCUGCCUUUGACAUUCGCGCUCCAGCCGGAGGCUGCCUAUGACGUCCUUCGAAGGUGUCGUCAGUGCGGAAUCUUACUUCCCAUGCCCAUUCUAAACGGGCACCAGAGAACACGUGAUUGCAUUCUCCCCCCAUUUUGGGAAGCCCUGCUCACCACACCACUACAUUGUACAUCUGGGUCCUCUGAUGGAUGAAGAAGGUGAAGUGAUCCAGCCCCAAGAGCAGAGCUGCUGGGCCACUCUGCCAG
This is a messenger RNA of Acomys russatus (golden spiny mouse), 933 nucleotides long. It is a transcript of the gene Xaf1, whose product is annotated as XIAP associated factor 1. The coding region runs from base 20 to 880 and encodes 286 amino acids. The record is from RefSeq and is a predicted model, not a curated record. Lineage: Eukaryota; Metazoa; Chordata; Mammalia; Rodentia; Muridae. Gene Ontology annotation, biological process: apoptotic process. The transcript has 6 exons.